UUUCCCAAUACACAACAAUAUCCAUCGCACAAUUGGGAAUUCAAAAAAAAAAUUUUUUUUAACACUUCUUCAGUGAUUUUUCCACUCUUUCGGUUUAUUCAAUUCCCCAUAUGUCUUCUGUGAUACUUGAACGUGGAAUAAUCAUCAAUAUGAGGGGGAUUAGGCCGUAAAACCAAUUUGAUAGCUAUGAUGUGAUGUUUUGUCAGGUUUGGGUAGAGUCUGACUGUCAAAAGUUGAAUAAAAAAAUCAUCACCGUGGAGCACAAAUGCGUAUUGUGUGAGGCUGAACUGGAGAGCAAGGAGGCACUCCAGGAGCACUUCAGAAAACAUGCUAAUAAGGAGAUUGAUGGACGGGGCAAGCCCCAGGGAAGAAAAAUACAGAAGAAGCCGAAUAAAACAGAUGAAUUAUGUGACAUUUGUGGAAAGACAUUUGAAUCCAUCACAGCGACAAUUCGUCACAGAUUCAAGAUGCAUCCGAACUCACCAGCUAAAUUCUACUGCAGUUACUGUGGGAAACAGUUCCCUUUGAAGACUCACCGAGACAACCACAUGACCACUCACAAUCCUGAGGAGAGUAAAAAUACCUCUAAUCAUAAGAAAUGUGAAGAAUGUGAUAUAGUUUUCUACAAUCUAAAGGCACUCAACUAUCACUACCGAUCGAUUCACAAAAGACUGGUACAUAUUUUUCAACCUAUAGCCACUCCCCCUCCCAGCAACAAGAUCAAGGUGAAUUCGAUGAACGAUGCAUUGAGUGUCUACUACUGUCACAUUUGUGGUGUCGAGUACAUCGUGAAAUUCAAUCUCCAGCAGCACCUCGAGAAAGUUCACACGCGGGAAGAGCGAGAACGGGUUCCAGAUGAUCUCAUAAAGUGCACCAUGUGUGCCGCCCUCUUCUGCAGCAAGAAAGCUUACGAAGUACACAACAGCUAUCACCAACCUGACGAUCUAUACGUCACAUCCGAGGAGCAACGACUCCAGACCAUCACCAAGAUCGAUCAGGACUUCGAUAUCAGGAGGGUCAAGCCAACUGUUGACAAGUACAUACCAAAAUUGACGGGACGCAGGCCACAGAAGAGGCGGAGAGUUAACGAGAAAAUUGGUGACUUUGUCCAUGUGACAAUCAAGGAAGAGGAUAAGUCUGAUGAUGAGGGGCCGGGGGGCAGUCAGAGCUGCCAGAGUGACUCUGACAGUGAUGUACCACUUCAGAAGAGGCUCUUGGCUAGUUAACAAUGUCAAUGACAAUAAGAUAAUUCAUUGAUUAUCUAUAUUUGUUCGUGAAGUUGGACGAAGGAAUAAAAUCAAAUUUUUGAAAAUUCAUUCCCCUGUUUUUUGAGGCUAUCUCGAGGCUCUGGAGGGGUUAACAUUCGUAACUAGCUCUCUAAUUUCCCUAGAUAUUACUAAAACAUGUUUUGAGCUCAAAAUUUUUAACUUUUUUUCUGUGUAUUCAAUUGCUUAAUGGGGCAAAUUGAAUAAUAAUGAAUAAUGGGUCGCCAUGUGAAAGUUUCGAUCGAAAAUUUCCCUGGCUUUCAUAUGAGACUAGACUCAUUCUUCUAGGUCUCCGAGUUAUCGAGAUAGCCAUGAAAAAGAAGAAUUUACGAAAGUUGAUGUCAUUUUUUUUUUCAACUUCGUUAGUAUGUGUUUUAAACUUUCGCAACAAUAAAUUCCAGUGAUUGCCAUUUUCUUACUUUUCCAAUGUCCUAUGAAUAUUCGAGAAGCUAUUGUGAUGAUUCGUUUUGUAUGAGAUGAUGAUGAAUAAAGUAAAUUUAUGGAAAAUCUG
Molecule: messenger RNA, 1776 nt
Organism: Diachasma alloeum
Lineage: Eukaryota; Metazoa; Arthropoda; Insecta; Hymenoptera; Braconidae
Product: zinc finger and BTB domain-containing protein 16-A
Exons: 5
Coding region: 195-1226 (343 amino acids)
Biological process (GO): regulation of transcription by RNA polymerase II
Cellular component (GO): nucleus
Molecular function (GO): DNA-binding transcription factor activity, RNA polymerase II-specific; sequence-specific DNA binding
Source: RefSeq, a predicted model, not a curated record